Wasmannia auropunctata (little fire ant) is the source of this 1560-nucleotide messenger RNA. RefSeq lists its product as uncharacterized. NCBI's taxonomy places the organism in Eukaryota, Metazoa, Arthropoda, Insecta, Hymenoptera, Formicidae. The record is from RefSeq and is a predicted model, not a curated record. Gene Ontology annotation, molecular function: zinc ion binding. Bases 1 to 1452 code for a protein of 483 amino acids. The transcript is spliced from 4 exons.
AUGAAAAACAUCCAUCCGGCGGACGAAAAUUCGUUUUUGGAAGCUCUAAUUUGUACAAAACUGAGAGGAAAAGCACGCAAAGAUUUCCGCACGCGCAGUAUUCGUAACUUCGCUCAAUUCAAGGGCGAAAUGGAAACCAAAAAUUUCAUAGAAGGAAACCGUGUGCUCAAAGCAGAACACAUUAUAAAAAUUGGAAAAAAUGCUGAAAAUGUGAGAGGUGAUUGUGUCAACUUGACAGCUUUAUGUUUGCAAACAUCCCAUUUGAAGCAAUCUCCACAUGAAAUUACCGGUAAAGUCCGGAGAAAUCGUGAAGUUGUGUCGAUGAAAUGUUCAUGUAAAGCUGGUCUCGGAGAAAAGUGCAAACAUAUAAUAGCUGCUCUCCUUUACUGUUCAAGAUAUGAUUUUGAAAAUUUCGAAACGCUAUCGUGUACUGACCAACCAUGCAAAUGGAAAAAAGUUCUACAUGAGCAAGCAUUGACACAAUACGUAUCAGCACCUUUGAAAGAACACGACUGUCUUCUUCUCCAAGCCAGGAUCUUAGAAAGACUUCCGGAUUCUGCUUUCACUAAAAGAACAAAUGGAAGACAUAGUCCUGUUACCUUUGAAGGUGAUGAGAAAAAAGAGGUGACCAGUGCAGAAAGGAAGGCAAUUGAAAUCAUCUUCAAAUAUCAAGACAGCGACACCAUGAAAAAAAUUCGCGGCUUAAAUACCAAUAAGCUGCAACCAUGCUGCAUUAAAACACUGGAGACAUUAGUCGAUGAUUUUAUAAAAAUAUGUGUGGACACAAAACUGUUUUAUGCGGAUUGGCACAAGGAGCGAAGAUUUCGAGUAACAGGCUCAACUUGUUAUGGUCUUUAUACGUACACAAAGAAUAAAAAUCCCAACUGGAAGAAAAAGUGUGGUGACCAUUUUACCCCGAAAAGCUUCAAAAGUGAAUUCACAGAAUAUAGGAAAAUGAUGGAGAACCAAGCUCGGAAUACAUUUAAAAAUAUCACCAAAAAACAAGUAUUUGAAAUUGGUUUAAUUGUCUCGAAAUUGAAUCCCUGGCUUGCUUAUUCGCCUAAUGCUAUAAUUUUCAAAGACAAAAAGCCGUCCGAAUUAUUAGAAAUUAAAUGCCCAUUCAAGGGUAAAACUAUGAUCAUUUUGGAUGUAGUCGAGACCGAAGUAGGUAAAAGUUUGAUGAAAAAAUUCGGAAAGAUACAGCUAAAAAAGAAACACAGAUACUAUGGACAAGUGCAGUUAAGGAUGGCUGUCGUAAAUGUGAAAAAAACUUCUUUUGUAAUGUAUGCCAGUUUUGAUAGAAGUAUAUUUAUCUUAGAUAUCGAGUUUAACCAAAGUUUUGUAACAGAGAUGUUGACAGCAAUUAAGAACAUGUACUAUAGUGUUAUGUUGCUUGAAAUAUGUUUAUUAAAAAAUAUAGAAAAUAUAGAAAAUAUAAGGCACAACAGCUAAAAAAAUUAACAAACUAAUCCGUCCUCUAUUGCCAUAAAACAAAGACCAAAGUCAAUAUUUUUACGGGAUGAAUUCUUUGUUCUUACGUGCUAAUAGACACACGUGAAU